This is a messenger RNA of Solanum stenotomum, 3887 nucleotides long. Its product is annotated as pumilio homolog 2-like. Gene Ontology annotation, cellular component: cytoplasm. NCBI's taxonomy places the organism in Eukaryota, Viridiplantae, Streptophyta, Magnoliopsida, Solanales, Solanaceae. Bases 768 to 3686 code for a protein of 972 amino acids. The record is from RefSeq and is a predicted model, not a curated record. Gene Ontology annotation, molecular function: mRNA binding. The transcript has 10 exons. Gene Ontology annotation, biological process: post-transcriptional regulation of gene expression.
UGCAUUUAAUCAGCUCUUCCCUAACAGUACUUCAAAAACAAAACCCUAAAACAGGAUUGAUUCGCCGCCAGAUUUUUUUUUCUCUCUUUUCUCCCAUUUAAACCUUCAUCAUCUCUCACAUUUGCUCACUCUUUGUUCAGAAAAAGACACUUUCUUGAGAAAAAGACACUUUCUUGAAGUUUUGUAAUCAAAGAUUGGGUUUUUAUGAGCUUAAAUCUUUAUGUUUUCAUGUGGGUUUUGUAGUUUUGAGGUUUAUAUGUGAAAAAAAGUUUUGGGUUUUUUUCUUGUGUUGGUAGGGUUUGUGGGUGUUAAUUAUAUUUUGUUGUGGACUGACUGUGUAAUUUAGUGUUUGAUCAUGGAGGUCUUGGAGGCUGGAUGUUGAGGAAAGAGGUUUCUUGGAAUUUAAUUUGAUCAAAGGUUUGGUUUUAUGAGCUGAAAGAUUUUAUUUUGAGGUUGUAUACGUGGGGUUUGUAGGUUUUUAUAGGUUUAUAUGAUAAAGUUUUGAUUUUUGAUAGCUUUCUUGGGUUGUUAAGGAUUGUGGGUAGUGAUUAUAUUUGUUGUGGACUGACUGUGUAAUUGGUGUUUGAUUAGGGGAUGUUGAGAAAAGAGCUUUCUUGGAAUUUUAGUUGAUCAAAGAUUGGAUUGUGAGGUUGUCUUCUUGGGGUUUGUAGAUUCUAAGGUUUACCAAAGUCUUGAUUUUGAUAACUUCAUUGGGUUGUGAAGGAUUGUGGGAUGCGUGUGUUAUUGGUUGUGUGAAGUUUGUGAAUAUGGUAUCUGAAUUAGGUAGGAGACCAAUGAUGGGAAACAAUGAAAAUUCGUUUGGAGAUGAGUUUGAGACAGAGAUUGGGAUGUUACUUCGUGACCAGCGACGACAAGAAGCUGAUGAUCGUGAAAAGGAGCUGAAUAUGUAUAGAAGUGGGUCAGCUCCACCUACUGUUGAGGGUUCAUUGAAUGCAGUGGGUGGAUUGUUCAAUAAUAGUGGUUUCAUGUCUGAGGAGGAGCUAAGGUCUGAUCCUGCUUACUUAUCUUACUAUUACUCGAAUGUAAAUCUUAAUCCUAGGUUGCCUCCACCACUGUUGUCCAAAGAAGAUUGGCGUUUUUCACAGAGGUUGCAAGGAGGGAGCUCUGCUAUUGGUGAUAGGAGGAAGGUAAACAAGAAUGAUAAUGGUAAUGGUGGGAGGUCACCUUUUCCGAUGCCUCCGGGAUUUAACUCGAAAAAAGCAGAGAGCGAGAAUGAGACGGAUAAAUUGCAGGGUUCAGUGGAAUGGGGUGGUGAUGGGCUGAUUGGUUUGCCAGGACUAGGAUUAGGUAGUAAGAAGAAGAGCAUUGCUGAAAUGUUCCAGGAUGACUUUAGCCGCGUGUCUCCUGCUCCUGGUCACCCUUCACGUCCAGCUAGCCGAAAUGCUUUUGACGGAAGUGGUGAUACAAUAGGUUCAGCAGAAACUGAGCUUUCUCAUCUUCGUCAUGAGGUUUCUUCUUCAAAGCCAAUAAGGUCUGCAUCAAGCACACAAAUCCCAUCUGCUGCUCAACAUGAUGAGGUUCCUACUUCCUAUUCAUAUGCUGCUGCUUUGGGGGCUUCCUUAUCAAGAAGUACCACUCCUGAUCCCCAACACAUUGCGAGAGCUCCUAGCCCUUCCCUCACACCUAUUGGUGGAGGCAGGGUAGUCAAUUCAGAGAAGAGAAGUGUUAGUAGUCCAAAUCCGUUUAAUGGUGUGUCGUCUCACAGAACCGAGUCUGCAGAGCUUGUUGCUGCUUUAUCUGGCAUGAAUAUAUCUAAUGGUGGGCAGAAUAAUAUGAAGCAGCAUGAUUUCUUGAAACAAUCCGAAUCCCCCCAGUUUAAUAUGGCUUCUACUGCUCAGUCUGCGAAAGUACCAUAUUCUGUUGCUGUUACUGGCUCCGGUAGUUCAUACCUCAAAGGAUCCCCAACGUCGGGAUUGAAUGGUGGAGGUGGCGUACUGUCUCAGUAUCCCCAUUUGGAUAGUCCAAAUUCAUCCUUUUCUAAUUAUGGAUUAAGUGGUCACCCUCUCAGUCCAAUGUCAGGCCAUCUUGGCAACUAUAAUUUGCCACCUUUAUUUGGAAAUGCUGCUGCAGCAUCAGCGAUGGCUGUACCUGGAUUGGACUCUCGAAUGUUGGGGGGAUCUAAUUUAAGCGCUGCAACCUCAGAGCAGACUCUCAGCAGAAUGGGAAAUCAAAUGGGAGGAAAUGCUCUGCCAGCAUCAUACGUGGAUCCUAUGUAUCUUCAGUACUUGUCAGCUGAAUAUGCUGCGCAGGUUGCUGCUCUUAAUGAUCCUUCCUUGGACAGGAACUAUAUGGGUAAUUCAUAUGUGGACUUGCUUCAGAAAGCUUAUCUCAGUAAUGUGCUACCUCAGAAAUCUCAAUAUGGGGUUCCAUUGAAUAGCAAAACUAGCAGUUCAGGUCAUCAUGGCUAUUAUGGAAAUCCUGCAUUUGGAGUUGGUUUAUCAUAUCCUGGGAGUCCUUUAGCAAGUCCAGUCUCUCCAGUAGGACCUGGUAGUCCUAUGAGGCAUAGUGAUUAUAAUAUGAGAUUUCCUGGUAGAAUGAGAAACAUAGCUGGAGGUGUCAUGGGACCAUAUCACUUGGAUAACAUGGAGAACAGUGUCGCGUCCUCCCUACUGGAAGAGUUCAAAAGCAACAAGGCCAAGUGUUUUGAACUUUCAGAAAUUGCAGGUCAUGUUGUUGAGUUCAGUGCUGACCAGUAUGGGAGCCGAUUCAUUCAGCAAAAACUUGAAACUGCAACCACUGAGGAGAAAAACAUGGUUUUCCAGGAAAUUUUUCCCCAAGCUCUUACUUUGAUGACUGAUGUCUUUGGGAAUUACGUAAUCCAGAAGUUUUUUGAACAUGGAAUGGCAUCUCAGAGGAGAGAAUUGGCUAGCAUACUCUUUGGGCAUGUUCUAACACUGAGCCUUCAAAUGUAUGGUUGUCGCGUGAUACAAAAGGCAAUAGAAGUAGUUGACGUGGACCAGAAGAUUAAAAUGGUUGAGGAGCUUGAUGGUCAUGUUAUGCGCUGUGUACGAGAUCAGAAUGGGAAUCAUGUCAUUCAGAAAUGUAUUGAAUGUGUACCAGAAGUUCAUAUCCAAUUUAUCGUCUCAACAUUUUUUGGACAAGUUAUUACUCUCUCUACCCAUCCAUAUGGCUGUCGAGUAAUACAGAGAGUAUUGGAACACUGUGGCGAUCCAGAAACUCAAAGUAAAGUGAUGGAAGAAAUCCUUGGAUCUGUAAGCAUGUUGGCACAAGAUCAAUAUGGCAAUUAUGUUGUUCAGCAUGUAUUGGAGCACGGGAAGCCGGAUGAGCGCUCUACUAUAAUUAAGGAACUGGCUGGGAAGAUCGUGCAAAUGAGCCAGCAGAAGUUUGCCUCUAACGUUGUUGAGAAGUGUUUAACUUUCUGUAAUUCCAGUGAACGACAGCUAUUGGUGAAUGAGAUGCUUGGCACAACUGAUGAAAAUGAGCCUCUUCAGGCUAUGAUGAAAGAUCAGUUUGCAAAUUAUGUAGUACAGAAAGUUCUGGAAACUUGUAGUGACCAGCAACGCGAGCUGAUCAUGUCGAGAAUAAAAGUUCACUUGAAUGCUCUGAAGAAAUACACUUACGGAAAGCAUAUUGUUGCCCGUGUUGAAAAGCUAGUUGCUGCUGGGGAAAGGAGGAUUGCUGCGCAGUCCCUAAGUACUGCUUAGUCUUGUAGGAAAAGAAAGUUGUACAGCUAACUGAGGCUAGUUUGAGCUACCUAUCUUCCACAUCUGUGUUUUGUUAUUUGCAAAUAAAAGUUGUUGCAUGUACUAGAGGAGAUGUACAUUGUGUAGUUAAAAACAUAAAUAUCAGGUAUGCUGAAGCUCAGAUGUCAAAUAUUCGAGAUGGCUGUGCAGAGGGAAGUUGAG